Messenger RNA from Hordeum vulgare subsp. vulgare (domesticated barley), 764 nucleotides. RefSeq lists its product as uncharacterized. The record is from RefSeq and is a predicted model, not a curated record. Lineage: Eukaryota; Viridiplantae; Streptophyta; Magnoliopsida; Poales; Poaceae. The coding region runs from base 268 to 477 and encodes 69 amino acids. The transcript has a single exon.
CACCGGAGUAGUACGCUCGCGUGUCGCCGUGUGCCUCCAUGGGUGCUCCGCGUGGCCCGCCCCAUCCUUCCGCCGACCGUUUACACCUUUCCCCAAGCCCGAGCCCGUGCCCGUGCCCUCCCCUAUUAAACCCAACUGCUUCCCUGCCAGUUCAUUACUCUUCUCCUCGCUCCCCAUUUUGAAUCGACAGAGAUCAGAGGUAUUGUGGUGCAGCUAGCUAGGGCUAGGAGCGAGCAAGCAAGCAGAUCCAGGAGGAGGGGAGCGGAGAUGGCGGACUGGGGGCCGGUGGUGAUCGCGACGGUGCUGUUCGUGCUGCUGACGCCGGGCCUGCUGUUCCAGCUGCCGGCGCAGGGCCGGAUCGUGGCCUUCGGCAGCAUGCACACCGGCGGCCUCGCCAUCCUCGUCCACGCCGUCAUCUACUUCGCCCUCAUCACCAUCUUCCUCAUCGCCAUCGGGGUCCACAUCUACGCCGGCUGAAGAACCCCCCGCUCUUCUUCGCCAAACAUCGCUUCUCCGGCUCCGCCAUGCGCAUGAAGCUGUAUUUGGCUGAUAUUUACCGUUUUUAUUGUACUGUGUAGUGAGUACUCUACCUACCUUGUAUUGUCUUCUUCGUUUAGGUGAGGUGACCAGAGAGACAGAUAUGGUUUGUUGUUUACCUUGGAUUUCGUUUGAGAUUGCUGGCUGGCUGGCUGCCGUGCACUCUCUGUCUCUGCCUCUGUCUCUGGGAUGAAAAUUUAUCCAGGAUGGAUGUUGUUGUUGCUGCA